Messenger RNA from Coffea eugenioides, 3626 nucleotides. RefSeq names its product protein translocase subunit SecA, chloroplastic. The transcript has 20 exons. Gene Ontology annotation, cellular component: membrane. Bases 210 to 3296 code for a protein of 1028 amino acids. Gene Ontology annotation, biological process: protein import; protein targeting. The record is from RefSeq and is a predicted model, not a curated record. NCBI's taxonomy places the organism in Eukaryota, Viridiplantae, Streptophyta, Magnoliopsida, Gentianales, Rubiaceae. Gene Ontology annotation, molecular function: ABC-type protein transporter activity; ATP binding.
CAUAUUUGUGAAGGAAGAGAAGCAUAUCUGGAAACUGAAGAAGAAAUACAGAAGCAAACACUACUUACAACUUGCUACAAAAACUAGUGUAGUAGCAGUAUUGUAAAUUUGCAGCAGCUGCAGAAGGGAAGAAGAAAGCCAAGUAAGAUAACAGAGACUUGCCAUCAACAUCAUCAAUAUCGGCGGCAGGAAGGGGGUUGGGGUGGCCUAUGGCGCUGCUGCAGUUGGAGUCUCUUCCAACUUGUUCCCUCUCUUCCUACCUCCCAGCAACAGCCACCCCUUGCCUCUUCCCACCCCACCGUCCCCGACCACCACUGCUUCUCCACUCUUCAGCUCAUUAUUCUUCCUCUGACAAACUUCUAGUACAACUACCGCCACCACUGCAGCAGCAACCCUUCCUUGGCCCCCUUAGGAGUCGGAGGUUCCGCACCCUUGCUUCCUCCUCUUCCUCCUUGGGAAGUCUUUUUGGUGGCAUUUUCAAGGGCACCGACGCCGGCCAGUCCACCCGCACCCAGUACGCCGAUACCCUCGCCCUCAUCAACCGCUUGGAGCCCCAAAUCUCCUCCUUGUCCGAUUCCCAGUUGCGGGAAAGGACUUUCCUCUUGCAACAACGGGCUCGUCUGCCGGAUUCCUCCUUGGACUCCCUCUUACCCGAAGCAUUUGCUGUCGUGAGGGAGGCCUCCAAAAGGGUUCUAGGACUUCGACCAUUUGAUGUCCAAUUGAUAGGUGGUAUGGUCCUUCACAAAGGAGAAAUAGCUGAAAUGAGGACAGGUGAAGGAAAGACACUCGUUGCUAUAUUGCCCGCAUACUUGAAUGCACUGACUGGGAAAGGAGUGCACGUUGUUACUGUGAAUGAUUAUCUGGCCCGAAGAGAUUGUGAGUGGGUUGGUCAAGUUCCUCGAUUUCUAGGACUCAAGGUCGGCCUUAUCCAGCAGAACAUGACAAGUGAACAAAGGAGGGAAAAUUACUCAUGUGAUAUCAUAUAUGUCACAAAUAGCGAGCUGGGUUUUGAUUACUUGAGAGAUAAUCUUGCCACGAACGUCGAUGAGCUUGUACUCAGAGGCUUCAGCUACUGUGUCAUUGAUGAGGUUGAUUCUAUCCUAAUUGAUGAAGCAAGGACUCCUCUCAUCAUAUCAGGACCCGCUGAAAAACCAAGUGAUCGGUAUUAUAAAGCUGCAAAGAUAGCUGCUGCUUUUGAGAGAGAUAUACAUUACACUGUUGACGAGAAACAGAAAACUAUUCUACUUACUGAACAGGGUUAUGCAGAUGCAGAGGAAAUUCUGGAUGUGAAGGAUUUGUAUGAUCCCCGAGAACAGUGGGCAUCAUACAUUCUGAAUGCUAUAAAAGCCAAAGAACUUUUUCUUAGAGAUGUCAAUUAUAUCAUCCGCAGCAAAGAGGUUCUCAUAGUUGAUGAGUUUACAGGUCGAGUCAUGCAGGGGAGGCGUUGGAGUGAUGGCCUUCACCAGGCAGUUGAAGCGAAAGAAGGCUUACCUAUUCAAAAUGAAACUGUAACCCUGGCUUCAAUUAGCUACCAGAACUUCUUUCUUCAGUUCCCAAAACUCUGCGGCAUGACUGGAACUGCUGCUACUGAGAGUACUGAAUUUGAGAGCAUAUACAAGCUCAAGGUUACAAUUGUACCAACAAACAAGCCAAUGAUAAGAAAGGAUGAAUCAGAUGUAGUGUUCAGGGCAGCUAAUGGAAAAUGGCGGGCAGUUGUUGUGGAGAUAUCCAGAAUGAACAAAACAGGUCGCCCUGUUCUAGUUGGUACAACAAGUGUUGAGCAGAGUGAUGCGCUGUCAGAACAGCUUCAUGAAGUGGGGAUCCCACAUGAGGUACUAAAUGCAAAACCAGAAAAUGUGGAGAGGGAAGCCGAAAUUGUUGCACAAAGUGGUCGUCUAGGUGCAGUUACAAUUGCAACUAAUAUGGCAGGUCGUGGAACGGAUAUUAUCCUUGGCGGCAAUGCAGAAUUUAUGGCAAGACUAAAGUUACGUGAGAUAUUAAUGCCAAGAGUUGUUAAACAUGCUGAAGGAGUUUUUGUUUCUGUGAAGAAACCUCCUCCAAAGAAGACAUGGAAGGUGAAUGAAAAUUUAUUUCCAUGCACACUGUCCAAAGAAAAUACUGCAUUGGCCGAGGAAGCUGUGCAGCUAGCUGUCAAAACUUGGGGUCAGAGAUCGUUGAGUGAGCUUGAAGCAGAGGAAAGGCUCUCUUAUUCUUGUGAAAAGGGCCCUGUUGAAGAUGUGGUCAUUGCAAAGCUGCGGAGUGCCUUUCUGGAAAUUGUUAAGGAAUAUAAAGUUUACACUGAGGAAGAGAGGAAGAAGGUGGUGUCAGCUGGUGGAUUACAUGUAGUGGGUACUGAACGUCAUGAGUCACGCCGAAUUGACAAUCAGCUGCGUGGUCGAACUGGCAGACAAGGAGAUCCUGGUAGUUCCCGCUUCUUUCUUAGCCUUGAGGAUAAUAUAUUUCGCAUCUUUGGUGGAGAUAGAAUCCAGGGUCUGAUGAGAGCUUUUAGAGUUGAGGACCUACCAAUAGAAUCCAAAAUGCUGACAAAAGCUUUAGAUGAAGCUCAGAGGAAAGUCGAGAACUACUUCUUUGACAUUCGGAAACAAUUAUUUGAAUAUGAUGAGGUUUUGAACAGCCAAAGGGAUCGUGUCUACACAGAAAGAAGACGGGCCCUAGAAUCUGAAGAUCUCCAAUCUCUUCUCGUUGAAUAUGCCGAACUGACCAUGGAUGACAUCCUAGAGGCAAACAUUGGUUCUGAUGCUCCAAAGGAAAGCUGGGAUCUUGAAAAGCUCGUUGCAAAACUUCAACAGUACUGCUAUCUUUUGAAUGACUUGACUUCUGAUUCAUUGGCAACCAAAUGCACAAAUUAUGAGGAAUUGCGGGACUACCUUCGCCUUCGGGGGACUGAAGCUUAUUUGCAAAAAAGGGCUAUGGUGGAGGAACAAGCUCCAGGCCUGAUGAAGGAAGCAGAAAAAUUCCUGGUCUUGAGUAAUAUUGAUCGGCUGUGGAAAGAACACUUGCAAGCACUCAAGUUUGUUCAGCAGGCUGUAGGUUUACGUGGAUAUGCACAACGGGAUCCACUGAUCGAGUAUAAGCUUGAAGGAUAUAACCUCUUCAUUGAGAUGAUGGCACAGAUAAGAAGAAAUGUUAUAUAUUCCAUAUACCAGUUUCGGCCAGUGUUGGUGAAGGAGCAAGAUCAGGGAGAACAGACAAGGGCAGACAAGCUCGAUUCAAAUGGAAAGGUAACUGAUAAUAGCAUGCCCAAAGCAGCUGGUGCUGCUAAGCCCUCGCUAUAGCAUGUCAGGCUCUGGUGAAGACCGAUCGAGGAAACUUGAAAAGGAUCGGACAGCAUAUCGAUGUACAGAAGUGUGGUUAUUCUUACGACACGACCUAUUGUAAAUGCAGAAAACACGGAAAGAGGCAUCAGAUUUUAAUUAGUAGACUCAGCGUUAUGUUCCAAGAGAUUGAAAAUUUGAAAAACCGGAGGAUCAAAAGUGGCAUCAUGAUUUCUCUUCUUGAUAUAUGCCAUUUCUCGGCAUUCAAAGUUCUAUUUGGAGCUCCAAAUAGUCAGGAAAGACUAUUUGCAAUAACAAAUCAAGACCCCGGGACCUGUUGUCGAGUACCAA